Daldinia loculata is the source of this 1590-nucleotide messenger RNA. RefSeq lists its product as uncharacterized. The record is from RefSeq and is a predicted model, not a curated record. Bases 294 to 1388 code for a protein of 364 amino acids. The transcript has a single exon. NCBI's taxonomy places the organism in Eukaryota, Fungi, Ascomycota, Sordariomycetes, Xylariales, Hypoxylaceae.
CGUUCACUCACCUUGAACCCGUGGUAUUAUAUCAUUAAGAACGAAAUAUUGAUUUCAUGUUAAACUAUUAUGAUAUGAUCUGAGGUCUUAUGAGUUGAUUCGUAUCUUAUAACAUUCUGUCGUAAAGACGUGCUUGUUAUGCGCUACUCGACAAGUAGCUUGAUGGAUAACCUCACUUACAACUUACACUUACACUUACCACUUACACCCCUACCCGUCUUAAGACUUUAGACACUUGAGCAGGUCAAUUACCAGCUAGACCAAUGAAGUAAUCUCAUAAUUCCACCACAGCCAUGCCUCCUAGACCUCCCCUUCGUCAAUUGACGAGGUUAUACACCCUAUCCUAUCAACUCCCCAAAUUCCAUCAUGGCCGCCUCCCUCCCCCGGCCCGGUCAAUAUCAACCACACCCGCUCCGCGCGUCAAGGCCCGAGUCCCCCUACACCGAAACACCUUCAUCAAAAUCCGCUUCACAGAAGCCGACGUCCCCAGCCUCCCCUUCUGGACCAAGCACACCAUCCCACCCUUCGUCCCCAACGGCGAAGUCUCUCCGACCCAAUGUCUCGAAGCAUGCAAACGCUACGUGCAUCUCGCCAUCGAGAACAAGCCAAACUGGCAGCAGCGCAACCUCUCCCCAACCGCCGCGUCCCCCACCACCCGCGACGGGACCAUCCCCUUCUUCACGCUGCACUACGCCGCCAUAACGCUCCUCCUCUUCGCCCAGACCCCCGGAAACCGGUUUUUGGCACUGCACAUCCUAACCACCGGCACGACAGCCGGCUACGCCCCCUCGGCGCUAACCCUAGCGCGCCUCGGCCACAAGACCAAUAAUCUAGAAAACCCGCAGUUCGCGCACGCAAAGGAAUCUCUAGCAAAGCUUCUCGCGAGCCCGGACCGCAGCAGCAGCAGCAGCGAGUACCGCCCCGACACGCUAACCCUAGCCGCCCUAGUCCAAAUCGCCACCAACACGCGCGCCGGCACCGACCGCGCAACGCAGCUCCUCGAGGACGCGAGCAAAGCGUACUCCGCGGCCGGCGAAAACGCAGUGUGGCACUGGCGCGCACGCGGCGUGCUAGCGCUAAGCCGCCUCUUGCUCGAGCGGAAGCAGACCGCGCGCGCGCGCGCUAUACUCUCCGCCGCCGUGAAGGAACUCGACGACCCGGAGAUAUGUUUCCAGUACGCGAUGCUGCUCCCGCGGUCGGACCCGCAGCGCCGUGUUCUGAUCCAGCGGGCGGCGGUGAGCGGGGUCGAAGAAGCGGCGCGCGAGAUGGCGAAGGAGACGCUUGAGAGUUUGGAGGAGGAAAAGGGGCUGAGUGCUUGGGAGAGGAAGGCUCGGGGGGUGAUUGCGGAUGAGUGGGCGGGGAUUGCAGGGGACAAGGCGAUUCUUUGAGUAUAUGCCUUAUGUACUUAACUCCCCUGCGAUGUUUGAUACCUAUACAUAUGUAUGCCUACCUACAUACCUAAGCAGUGUGAGGUGCAGACGCUUGAGAUUAAACAGGUGUUGUGGAAUAUAGGAAGGGGCACGGCUUGUACUAUACUUAUACUUACGUAGAGAAUACCACCCCUAUAUAUAAAAUAGGGGAGGGGGAAAG